Molecule: messenger RNA, 2820 nt
Organism: Adineta ricciae
Lineage: Eukaryota; Metazoa; Rotifera; Eurotatoria; Adinetida; Adinetidae
Source: the annotation of a GenBank genome assembly
AUGGGCCUUUGCAAGUGUCCUCAACGCAAAGUGUCAACUUUAUUUUGUUUUAAACAUCAUGUCAAUGUUUGUGAAUCAUGUCUUGUUAGUGAACACAAUCAAUGUAUUGUGCGUUCAUAUGUAUCUUGGCUUCAAGAUAACGACUAUAAUCCUAACUGUACUCUUUGCCAACGCUCAUUAACCGAAACUAGUGAAGAAACCAUUCGUCUUAUUUGUUACGACCUUUUCCAUUGGCCGUGUUUAAACGAAUAUUUCCGUUCAUUUCCAAAUCACACCGCUCCAGAUGGAUAUACGUGUCCAACAUGCCAUACAUGUGUCUUUCCGUCUUCGAAUCUUGUCUCGCCAGUUGCGGAUCAAGUCCGAAGAAAACUAGCGACUGUCAAUUGGGCAAAUCGACUGCCGGUUUUAGCCUCACAUGAGUCAAAUUUCAAUCAAGAUAAACAACUGUUAUUAACUGAAACAGAAAACAAUGGUUAUGUUAUUGUGAAUCCAACGACUAGUUCUAAUAGUAAUGUCGAGCAUCUAACUGGAUUAUCACACCAUCCACAUCGAUCUAUUGAUAUGGCACAAGGAGUAGCAGUAUUAUCAACAAGACCAUCGCAAAUGGAUCUUGACGAUGACGAUAAAUACAAACGUCGUAGUGUGUUUACGUGGUUUGCCCGGUGGAUGCGUUCUCACCAGUCAGCAUCACGUCGAGAUUCUUUCACUAGUAAUCGCUCUCAAUUAUCUCGAACUCGUUUCGCAAUCUAUACGAUAUUCGCCGUCCUAUUUGUAUUCAUGACAAUUCUAAUCGUUCUGUAUCAUUUUACACGUGGUAACGACGAUGAACGCUUAGAUAUUAUUAGGGAUCCACAAUUCAAUCCAUUGAAUAAUCCCUUUAUUCGUGUUGGCAAUCGUUUCGUGUACUGUACGAAAAACAACAACAAACCACAAUUGACUCUAAUAAUGAUGAUGAAUAUUAUCCGUCGUUUUCUUUCAACUUCUUCGGAGAACAGUUCUUAUACCAUUUCAUCCCGUUUGCUUAAUCGCAAUCCUCGUACGCUCGAAUGGCAAAACCUACAAUGGCGUGCAACUGGUUGGCCAUUACAAUAUCCUCCAAAAGACUAUCUACAUCGUGCACGACUACUCUCAUCAGGCCGACAUUUAAUCGCACAAAUCGAUCAUUAUCACACAGGAAAUGUUUGUGUAGAAGCGUCAACGCGUGAAUGGGCCAUUCGGAAACACUUAGCAACAUGUAAAGAUCGUUCUGCGGCUUAUAAUCUUGCUUUGAUUCUAGCACAACGUGCAGAGGAAUGUGGAAUCACGAAGAUCUAUUUCGGUCAUCCGCAUGAUCAGAGAUAUGAGAAAUCUUCACGAUUACAGUACUUUUACCGUGGUUUAGUGGAUUCGACUAUUGAAUUUGAAGAACGUGAAGCUAGCCAAACACAAAUGACCAAAGAUUCCAUUCAAGGUAUUAACUACGAUGAACACGAACGUGAUGUGAGAUACGCACCACCGAAUAUCCAUUUUCCACCAGAUACAUAUCAAGAAAAACUACAUUACUUUCAACUAGGAUUAAGCAAACCGAAUGAACAUAUGCUAAAUCGUCUUUUUCCUCGUUCUUUUCCGUUAUCACUAUCAUCACUUCAUCAAUCGAUUCGUUUUCUAUCUUUAUCAUCAGUUAAUUACAAACGCACACAUACAGAUAUACGUGAAGGUGCUGUACGAGAAAUCAAUUUACAUCCCGAGAAUACUCAAGCACCAUUAAGUAUCGACGUCAGUAAAUAUUAUGGUGGACCAGGACAAGUUCGUGAAACUGACUUCGAAACAUUAUUCGGCGAAGCAAACAAUUCUGAAGUACCUCAAGUUAAAUAUGAAGACUUGCCCAUUGUUCAUAUCAAAUGUACACGGAAUAAUACGCUAGUCGAUGUUAGUGAUUGUACAGGUCAACAGAUUUUCCGUACGUCGUGUGGCGUGGUCGGCUUUCACAAUGCAAAGAAAGGCACAACAACAGCAGCGCAAGCUGUGGGGAUACACAUGGGAAACAAUCUAUCGCGGCGAAAUAUGAAAUAUGUGCGAGUAGUGGUGAAAGGUACUGGGCCAGGACGUUUGAUGGCAAUUAAAGGUUUGCAACUAGCUGGAGUUAAUAUUGUAACAAUAACUGAUAAUACGAGUAUUCCGACAAUACAUGUCGGACUACAGCGACCGAAAAAAAUGAGACGUAUGUCUAACCCACAUAUAACUAGUACGGCUCGAUCAAAUCAACCGCGCCGGAAAUGGUUUAUCAAUUUACAAUUGGACAGACAAGAACGUGCAAUCAAUGCUGCUGCUGCUGCUUCAACAGUAUUAGCAGCAACUACAGAUGGUUCGGUAGCAACCACAGCUAAUAAUGAACUUAAUCUGAUACCUGUGGGCUUCUCUAACACCAGAGUACAAGAUAAAGUGACUCCAGAAGACGACGAUCGCCUAUUAGCAAGACGUUCAUGGGAUAUCGCAUUGCAACCAAUCAAACAAUUACCAAUGAUGAUGAUAUUUUCCUGGAUGGCUGGUAAUUCAUUUUCAUUGAUGUCCAUUAUGAUUGUUGGGACACUGUUUAUGAAACCAAUUCAAUCGGUAUUUUCUCUUGGCUCGGCAUUUGCAUCAUUAGAACAAGAAGGUGUUGGCGGAAACAUUUGGCUUCUGAAAAUAGUCUACCUAUUAGGCAGUUUAGCACAUUUAGGAUUGGCUCUAUACAAGUGUCAAUCGAUGGGUUUAUUACCGACGUAUAAUUCGGAUUGGAUUGCCUUUGCUGAUCAACAAACGCAGAUGGAAAUGACUGUUGGAGGCUUUGCUUACCAUUAA